This is a messenger RNA of Dentiscutata heterogama, 734 nucleotides long. NCBI's taxonomy places the organism in Eukaryota, Fungi, Glomeromycota, Glomeromycetes, Diversisporales, Gigasporaceae. The record is from the annotation of a GenBank genome assembly.
ACCAUGGUUAUGAUAAUGUCAUGAUAAACCGAACCAUUCCAUCAAUCAAUGCUACUUUAAAUUUAUCAGUGGCCUUCCUUAACAUCACUUUCAAUAGAUUUAUUAGAUUGUCAUUGUCAACUGGCAAUAUCACCAUCUAUAAAGCCUCCGAUAAUAGCAUUAGACAAAGAGUUUCAGCAACAAUGCAUGAUUUCUGUAAAAUCAGUGUUUAUGAUUUGGAAUCUACUAUUAGUAUAAAAGUCAUUAAUAGCACAUUCAAUGAAUAUGGCGAACAAUAUUUUGUGAUUUUGGAUAACAACUUUGUCAAUGAUGAAAUAGAUAAUGAGCCUUUAAGAGGAAUUCAUGAUGGUAUUUGGAUUCUUAAAACACAUAAAGCUAUUAUAGGCUCAGUACGUCUUACUACAGAAGCUUCAAAAAAAUUUUCAAACUUCUCUAAACACGAUCAAUCAACGUAUAUUGAUAAUUUAUUGAAUGAACUUGCCGACAAAGUGCCAAUAGAUCGUUCUUCUUUAAGAUCAGAUAAUAGAUUUCAUAAUGUACUUUAUGAUCAAAUCGUCAUUUUAAUCCAUAUAUAUAUAGAAAAUAAUGAAAUUAAAAAGACUGCUUCGGAGGUAUUUUCAGAUUUAAACACCAUGAUAAUUUACAAGAGUAUCACUACCUUCUCUCUCGGUGUUACAAAUGAACUAGACCAAGAUUACGGCUUUCAACCAAGAUGUAAGGAAUAUAUGGAAUGA